Aureobasidium namibiae CBS 147.97 is the source of this 465-nucleotide messenger RNA. RefSeq lists its product as uncharacterized. The record is from RefSeq and is a predicted model, not a curated record. The transcript has a single exon. Bases 1 to 465 code for a protein of 154 amino acids. Gene Ontology annotation, biological process: mitotic sister chromatid cohesion. Gene Ontology annotation, cellular component: Ctf18 RFC-like complex. Lineage: Eukaryota; Fungi; Ascomycota; Dothideomycetes; Dothideales; Saccotheciaceae.
AUGACAACACAAACAUGGCCCUCAGUCACGCCAGUGCACAUAUCAAAAAACAUUUCUAUAUCAUCAACAUUGACGCCGGACGCCAACAACCCACUUCCGCAACUCUUACACACCCCAUCCGGCCUAGCAAUCCUCGAACUACAAGGGACCAUAAACUUUCCCACAGUCACUGCACCCGAAGGAUCAUCUCCUCCGGACACCAACGCCUCUACAGAAGUCGGUCGCUUGGCAUUUCCUCACUACACAGAAGGCGUCUCGGAUCCAAAUGGCGGAGCAUGGAUGAAAAGGGUGUACUUCUACAUUGGCAGGCAUCAACGCAUGACCGGUGAGAUCAAGAAGCUCGGCAAGCCUGUGGCAGUGUUGAGGAAAGCGGAAGGCAAGGAAGACGGCUCGGUUGAAGUGGUAGAGAUUGUGAGGUACAAGAUUCUGUUUGGUAGUCGACCGGAACCUGUCAGCGAGGAGUGA